UCAGUCUCUUUUUCUCUGAAAGCGCACAAUGUCAGAACGCUAUGGUUUCUCAUUGACAACGUUCAGCCCGUCUGGCAAGCUCGUCCAGAUCGAAUACGCCCUGAACGCAGUCCAAGGCGGCACUACUUCUGUCGGCAUCAAAGCGGUGAACGGCGUCGUUAUUGCCACCGAGAAGAAGCUGCCCACGGCCCUCAUUGACGAGUCGUCCUUGCAAAAGGUCUCGAGCAUCAACGACAAGGUUGGCUUUGUCUACAGCGGAAUGGGUCCAGAUUCUCGCGUCUUGUUGCGCAAGGCACGCAAGAUUGCCCAGCAGUAUUAUACCACAUAUGGCGAAAGCAUGCCGACAUCACAACUCGUGCGUGAGGUUGCAUCCGUCAUGCAAGAGUACACACAAAGCGGAGGUGUCCGACCAUUCGGCGUCUCGCUGCUUGUUGCCGGCUACGACAGUGUCAAGGGCCCUUCCCUCUAUCAAGUUGAUCCCUCCGGCUCAUACUGGGCCUGGAAGGCUUCUGCCAUUGGCAAGAACAUGCUUAACGCCCGCACCUUUUUGGAAAAGCGGUACACUGAAACGAUCGAGUUGGAAGACGCAAUCCACACGGCCAUUCUCACCCUCAAGGAGGGAUUCGAGGGUCAAAUGACGGAGCACAACAUUGAAAUUGGCAUUGCAGACCAGAAGGGCUACCGCGUUCUCUCGAUGGCUGAAAUUAAGGAUUACUUGUCGGUGGUGAAUGCUUAAUUUUUGCUUUUUUCAAAACUGGCCUGGCAUCCCAGGUGGCGAGUUGUCUCUGGCACUUGACUGUUGUAUUUUGUUUGGGUUUUUGUGUGUGUGUGUGUGGUGUGUGUGUGUGGCAAUACAAUCCAUGUGAAGUUUUAUUCCAUGCUCG
Capsaspora owczarzaki ATCC 30864 is the source of this 884-nucleotide messenger RNA. Its product is annotated as proteasome subunit alpha type-2. Gene Ontology annotation, cellular component: proteasome core complex, alpha-subunit complex; proteasome core complex. Gene Ontology annotation, biological process: ubiquitin-dependent protein catabolic process. The transcript has 3 exons. Lineage: Eukaryota; Filasterea; Ministeriida; Capsasporidae. Bases 29 to 736 code for a protein of 235 amino acids. The record is from RefSeq and is a predicted model, not a curated record.